CUGCAUUAACAUUCAGAGGAAGAAGUGUCUCUGUAGGUGCAGAAGCUGCAACAGAUGCUGGUGGAGAAGCAGGAGGAAAAGGAGAGUCUGGGCCGGGAGGUGGAGAGCCUGCAGAGCCGCCUGUCCCUGCUGGAGAAUGAGAGAGAAAACACAAGCUAUGAUGUGGCCACCCUGCAGGAUGAGGAGGGUGAGCUGCCUGACUUCCCAGGAGCUGAUGCACUGCUGUCAAAGAACCAGAGUCCAUCAGCAGAGGCCAUGCUUGCUUCCCUACAGGAGCAGGUGGCUCAGCUCACCAGGCAGAACCAGGAGCUGCUGGAAAAGGUCCAGAUCCUUGAGGAGUUUGAAAAGGACGAGGCGCAGAUGGUGGAAGAAAGUCAGCCCGAGGUCGUCCCCCUGGUCUUGUAUGAAUCCUUACGGGCAGAACUUGAGCAGGUUCGGAGGCAGCACACAGAGGCCAUGCAUGCGCUGCAGCUGCUGCAGCAGCAGCAGGGGGAGCCGCCGAGGGCCCCUGGAGGAGAAGAGACGGCACACCAGGACAUCAAGGACAAGGGAAUCACUAUCCAGAAUGGACCCAGCAUCCCAGACCUCAAUGGCGUCACGUAUACAGAAACCACAGCAAGUGGAAUGGAACUCCAAGCAGAAGGCUCCAAGGGCGUCUGGAACACUGAAGCGGGGGCUUCAGAAGCAGGACCCACAGAACCCGAGGCUGCAGGUUCAGAGGCCACGGGGCAAGAUGGAGUGGCAGCCGAGGCAAUGGACACUAGUGCUAUUAUGGCUGAGGCCCUAAAUGUGAAAGCUGGAGGCGACAAUGCUGAAAGUGAGCCAGUGGCUGUAGGAGAUACAGGAGGAAAAGAGAACCCAGGAACGAAGGCUGAUGGGGUGGAUGUGUUGCAGGCUGGGCUCACAGGCACAGCGAUCAGAAACAUAGAGGCCACCGGAGUGCGGGAUACAGGAAUUCAGGAUACAGGGGUAGAGGCCACGGCAGUGAGGACCACUGGAGUGCAGGCCACAGUGGCGGAGGUCAUAGGGGUGAAGGUCACAGGAGUGCAGACCACAGCGAUAGAAGCCACAGGAGUCAAGGACACUACCACGGGGGCCACGGAAGCGCAGGCCAACUGCUGGCAGGCCAGGGAGGCAGACAGCACUGGAGCGCAGGACACAGCUAUGGAGCCCACGGGCGCACAGGCCACUGUGACAGAGACUACGGAAGCGGAGAGCGGCGGCACGGAGGACCCCUGCGCUGCGGUCCUGCAGCCGGGGGCGGCGGCGGCGGCGCUGCAGGCCGAGCUGGAGACCCGGAUCCGAGGUCUGGAGGAGGCGCUGCGCAGGAGGGAGCGGGAGGCUGCGGCCGAGCUAGAGGCUGCUCGGGGCCGUUUUGCCGAGGCGGAGGCAGAAGCGGAGGAGGCGGCCCGUGGGCGGAGCCGCCAGCUAGAGGCGCUUCGGGAACUGCUGGCCACGGCUACGGCCACGGGCGAGCGUGCACGCGCAGAGGCCGCCGAGUUGCGCCAACAGCUGGCUGCCUCCGAGGCUCGGGUCGCCGAACUCAGCUCUACACUGGACACCGCCCGCGAGGAGCUGGAGCGCACGCGCGGGGCCUCAGUUCCUGCGGACGAGCACGAGCACGCGCUGGGAGCCCUGCGCGAGCACGUGACCCGGCUGCAGGCUCAGCUGGCCGACCUGGCGCGCAGGCACGAGAAGACUAGCGCAGAAGUCUUCCAGGUGCAGCGUGAGGCAUUGUUUAUGAAGAGCGAGAGGCACGCAGCCGAGGCCCAGCUGGCCACGGCCGAGCAGCAGCUCCGGGGGCUUCGUACAGAGGCCGAGAGGGCGCGCCAGGCCCAGAGCCGUGCCCAGGAGGCCCUGGACAAAGCCAAGGAGAAGGACAAGAAGAUCACAGAUCUGUCCAAAGAAGUCUUUACACUGAAGGAGGCUCUGAAGUUGCAGCAGUCCACCCCAGCCAGCUCCAAGGAGGAGGAGGAGGCCCUACGUGGCCAGGUGACAGCCUUGCAGCAGCAGAUACAGGAAGAGGCCCGGGAGCACGGGGCUGUGGUGGCUUUAUACCGUACCCAUCUCCUGUAUGCCAUUCAGGGACAGAUGGACGAGGAUGUACAGAGCAUUCUCAGCCAGAUCCUGCAGAUGCAGCGGCUUCAGGCUCAGGGUCGCUGAGGACACAGCUCAGCCGUUCAAUCUUCACUCUUCACCUCUGCAAGCUGAAGCCACAGACACCACCUAUCCCAGCUUCCAGGGGUGAACUGACUCAACACUCAGUGGGACACCAGCCUGGGCCUUAGCGAUGGCGGCCAGCUGACCACCCCACAGCUCCCUGUGGUCUGGCCCUCUGCUUCCCAUCACCACAGCCCCCUGUAGUCUGGCCCUCUGCUUCCCAGCACUCCGCAUUUGAUAUAUUGGGAGUCCUGAUAUCCCACUCAGGAGGACAAGCCCAUUGUGUGUGUGUGUGUAUGUGUGUGUAAAAGAGAGGGGGGCAGGCAUAACCAGUGUGACACACUAGGGGAGGGCAGGGAUGGGGCAGGGGACUCAGAACACAGUUUGAUCUUCUGACUC
Molecule: messenger RNA, 2559 nt
Organism: Arvicanthis niloticus (Nile rat)
Lineage: Eukaryota; Metazoa; Chordata; Mammalia; Rodentia; Muridae
Source: RefSeq, a predicted model, not a curated record